Messenger RNA from Hermetia illucens (black soldier fly), 1755 nucleotides. RefSeq lists its product as uncharacterized. The record is from RefSeq and is a predicted model, not a curated record. The transcript has 7 exons. Lineage: Eukaryota; Metazoa; Arthropoda; Insecta; Diptera; Stratiomyidae. The coding region runs from base 450 to 1523 and encodes 357 amino acids.
UCCGGUUGGAAUGGAAUCAUAGAGAGGAUCUCGAGGAUUCGUUCAGUGCGUACAGGUCGUUCAUGGUGUUGUUUACUGGCAGCGCGCUCUAACUUUAGUGAACUCACGUUAACGUGUAAGCACUUCGUACUCCUUGACAUGUAAAGGAUAAUUCAUUCAGUGAAUUCUCAUAAAAGCAACGUACACAUAGCGUCCCCCAGGACAUCAAUUCCCAGAGUAAACUAACUGUCGUCAGUUGAAAAUCCUCGAGUCAUUCGUAGCGUGCGUUCAAAUAAGAGUUCCGUUGGUUACGUUCCUGUACGAAACGCGUGUAUGAACUCUGAACGGUGUUUUCGGAUUCGAGCCCGUUUUAUGAAUGUGAUUAAUAGAUAGCUCCGAAUCGAGCUGUGCGUCUUUUGUCCUCCAGCUUGCCAUCCUUUCUGUGUGCUUGCGUGUGCGGGUUAUUGAAAAUGUCAAUUGCGUAUCUGGUAACCACAAAAACAAUUACUAGGAUAUGCUGGCUCGUAAUAAAUCUUACAUAUUUAGCGACUGCUCUUAAGGACGUCCGCGUAAUUGUGCCGAGGACCGUUAAGCGGGGCGAUAAUGCGACACUUAGCUGCUAUUAUGACUUGCAGAACGACACCCUGUACUCGGUGAAGUGGUACAAAGGUAGACGCGAGUUCUAUCGCUACACACCCCGUCAGACUCCCCCAAUGAAAGUCUUCCCGCAUAGCGGCAUAAACGUCGAGCGAUCAAAGUCGAAUGAAAGCCACCUUCUACUCACAUCUGUCGGACCAUCAGUUUCCGGGAAAUAUAGUUGCGAAGUUUCAGCUGACGCGCCGUCCUUCGACACCGACAUCAUGUCCGGCGAUUUGGAAGUUGUUGAGAUUCCGAAAUCGGGGCCGAGGAUAGAAGGUGUGGACAAGGUGUACAGCGUGGGAGACAUCCUGGCGGCCAAUUGUUCGCAAGGGAAAGGCAGGCCUGCGGCCAAUUUAACGUGGUUAAUUAACAAUUUACCAGUUUCGCCCCAUCAAAUUGUAAUAUACGAUAAUAGGAAAGAUAGACCGAAUGACACGGAAGCGUCCAUUUUAGGAAUCAAACUGGUCAUCACACCGAAACAUUUUCGUACCAGCAAAUUUAAGUUAGCAUGCUUAGCCAGAAUCUAUAACAUUUAUGAGCAACUCACGGAGAAACUAAUCGACUUAGAUGCAUCAACAAAUUUAAUUCUAUUCGACGAUCCCCUGAGUACGAUGGAAAACAACAAACAAUCGCAAUACGCAAAUAAUUUAGCGGAUGCUAAUGAAGACAUUAAAAUGCAUCAUAUGCAGGCGCAAGAUUUAUCUUCUUCAGCAUCAACUUCUUUAUAUCCGAGUUUCUUCUUGUGGUCAAAGACAUUCUCGGACAGCAAACGGAAAAGUAAAGGACAGACAGGCAGCAGGAAUGUUCUCUAUCAUCUCGGAAUAUCCUUGACAGCGGCACUUGCUGCCCGCACUUUAAUGUGCCCGACAAGACUGAUAGUGUGGCCCCGGACGAAGCAGUUUUAAGGAUUCUAAACCACAAGGAAUGGACAAUAACUUGUCAAAUACACAUUUGAGCAAGAUGUAAAUCAUGCCCUGGCAGACGCAAGCAGGAGUUUUAUUAAGAAGCAAUUGUAUCUUGGAAACGGACGAAAACAAAAGGAAUCUACGAGCGAAGCAAUGGCGGACAAAGGACAAGGGUUGGAGGAUUGUGAAUUGGUUGUCUUUAUUGUAACUUAAGGAAUUAAUUUAAGAAUGU